Messenger RNA from Xiphophorus maculatus (southern platyfish), 3249 nucleotides. RefSeq names its product potassium voltage-gated channel subfamily D member 2 (gene kcnd2). The record is from RefSeq and is a predicted model, not a curated record. The coding region runs from base 87 to 1865 and encodes 592 amino acids. The transcript has 5 exons. Lineage: Eukaryota; Metazoa; Chordata; Actinopteri; Cyprinodontiformes; Poeciliidae. Gene Ontology annotation, molecular function: protein binding; A-type (transient outward) potassium channel activity. Gene Ontology annotation, cellular component: voltage-gated potassium channel complex; membrane. Gene Ontology annotation, biological process: protein homooligomerization; potassium ion transmembrane transport.
CCGAACUCCGCUCGCUGGUUCCUGGAUGUCCGCUUGUUGCCCUGCGACUGUCUGAACCUCUGUCUAAUCCGGAGCUCCGGGCCAGCAUGGCUGCGGGAGUCGCAGCCUGGAUGCCGUUCGCCCGCGCCGCGGCCGUCGGCUGGAUGCCGGUGGCCAGCGCGCCCAUGCCGGCGCCUCCGCGGGAGAAGCAGCGCGGCCGGGAAGGGCUGAUCGUGCUGAACGUCAGUGGCACAAAGUUCCAGACGUGGCGGGACACGCUGGAGCGCUAUCCGGACACCCUGCUGGGCAGCUCGGAGCGGGACUUCUUCUUCCACGAGGAGAGCAACGAGUUCUUCUUCGACCGCGACCCGGACAUCUUCCGCCACAUCCUGAACUUCUACCGCACCGGAAAGCUGCACUUCCCGCGGCAGGAGUGCAUCUCCGCCUAUGACGAGGAGCUGACCUUCUUCGGCAUCGUCCCGGAGAUCAUCGGAGACUGCUGCUACGAGGACUACAAGGACCGGCGGCGGGAGAACCAGGAGCGCAUCCAGGACGACGAGGAGAGCGAGCAGAGCAGCGACCUGAUGCCCGCGGAUGCCAGCCUCCGGGAGACCAUGUGGCGCGCCUUCGAGAACCCGCACACCUCCACCAUGGCGCUUGUCUUCUACUACGUCACCGGCUUCUUCAUCGCCGUGUCGGUCAUGGCCAAUGUGGCGGAGACGGUGCCGUGCGGCGCCGCGCCGAACCGCGUCAAGGUGCUGUCCUGCGGUGAGCUCUACGCGCUGGCCUUCUUCUGCCUGGACACGGCGUGCGUCAUGAUCUUCACGGUGGAAUACCUGCUGCGCCUCCUGGCGGCGCCCAGCCGCUACAGGUUCGUCAAGAGCGUGAUGAGCGUCAUCGACGUGGUGGCCAUCAUGCCCUACUACAUCGGUCUGGUCAUGACGGACAACGAGGACGUGAGCGGCGCCUUCGUCACCCUGCGGGUCUUCCGCGUCUUUCGGAUCUUCAAGUUCUCGCGGCACUCUGCGGGACUUCGCAUCCUGGGCUACACGCUGAAGAGCUGCGCGUCGGAAUUGGGCUUCCUGCUCUUCUCGCUCACCAUGGCCAUCAUCAUCUUCGCCACCGUCAUGUUCUACGCUGAGAAGGGUUCCGGCAGCAAGUUCACCAGCAUCCCGGCAGCCUUCUGGUACACCAUAGUUACCAUGACAACGCUGGGAUAUGGCGACAUGGUCCCAAAGACCAUCAUGGGGAAGCUCUUCGGCUCCGUCUGCUCCCUGAGCGGCGUGCUGGUCAUCGCCCUGCCCGUCCCCGUCAUCGUGUCCAACUUCAGCCGCAUCUACCACCAGAGCCAGAGAGCCGAGAAGAGGCGAGCGCAGAAGGCAUCCAAAGAAGCAGGCCAGGCACUGGUGUGCAAGAUCAACCCCAACUUUGAGCUGCAACAUCACCACCUGCUCAACUGCCUGGAGAAAACCACGAACCACGAGUUUGUGGACGAGAAGUUGUUUGAGUUGAGCUGCCGGGACCUAAGUCCGGUAAAGCAGCUCUCUCCAUCUUCCUCCAUCUCCUCGUCCUCACCUCGUGGCUUCUUCUGCUGUGGCCACAAGAUAAGGAAGACCUUCAACAUCCCCAACUCCAACAUGUCUCUGGGUCUGCAGGGCAGCUUCCAGGAGCUGAGCACCAUCCAGAUCAGGGAGCGGCCAAUCAUCAACAGUCGAUCCAGUCUGAAUGCCAAGUUUGAAGAGACGCUCCCUCUGAACUGUGAGCCGCCAUACCUUUUCCCGUCUGUCGUCAGCAUUCCCACACCUAACACCACUCCAGACGGAGACCGGACCUCCGGUUCUCCCGACCACUGCCAGGCCAACAUCGUCCGGGUUUCUGCUCUCUAGAGUCCAGCUGGCCGAGGGGCUGACGGCGGGAGGACGUCCCAGAGAGGAAUGUCUUCCACUGAAACACCAACACUGCUGUAAUUACUCUGCGUUCCAGGUCCGGCCGCAUCCACAGGAGUCUGGGGAAUCUUCAGCUCAAACACUGGAGACAAUCCAGUUAGGAACAAACCAACCGGAGCCUGCAGACCUGCUGGUUCCACUGGUUCUACUGGGUUGGAGGCCAUAUUACUGAGCCACUCAGGGUUUCCAGUGAUUUUACUGGGAUAUUCCACUUAGGGUCAUGACCCAACAUUAACCUAAGGAGCCCCAAAAUAACCAAACAUUUUCUUCUUGUUCACCACUGAAAACAUCUCCAGCCCUCUGCCCCAGGAACUACUUCUUCCAGUAGUUUGUGUUCUUAAGCAAAGAACAAAGAGCAAGUAAUGAACCGCUUUUAAAGACCGGAAACAGAAAUAGCUGAAACUUCAACCAGCUCACCACCAGGAGGCAGCAUAACGGGUGGAUACCGGAGGAGAACUAGAGCCAGAAUCCAGCUGGGUUUCCUUCAGAUGAUUGUGAAUGAGCUGACCGAGCAGCCGUCUGCUGCACCCAGGUUUUAUCUGCUGGUAAAUUUGGUUGCUAUGUGAGAUGACAUGAUGGGCUGUUUGUGGUGCUUAGCAGAGAAAUCUUUUUGCUGUGAUAUCUUUAUCAUUUUUUAAUCUUUCUGCCUAUGCAUGUUAAUGUAAACAGUCAUGUUGAGUCUCCUGAGCUAGCGCUCAGAUUUACAGCAUGCUCCUGAACGCUUUGCUCUACCACGACUCGUCUGGGAGGAAAAGGACCGAGAGGAUUAUUGUCCUUCGUUGUUUAUUAGAAUAAAACUGAAUGAAAUCACUUAAAAAUAUUUAGUGGAAACGGCCUGUUAGCCGCUGGUUUAGAGCACGGCGGCUGUUAGCAGCUAGUUCUCCUUCAUCACUUCCUGCCUGGAUGGUGCGUUCCAGUGAGGCAACAGGCUGGAAUAUUUCUGUUCACAUGAGUCAUUCUGUUGUUAUUAAUGUUUUUAUGAGAUCCAUAAAGGUCUUUAAAACCUAAGCGACUCUUAACUGGACGCCUCCUCCUGAUGAUGACCAGGCUGAGGAUGGAACUUCCCUGCAUCACUUCCUGGUUUCGGAACAGGAAGUGAUGAUGAUCCAGCCUUCAUCCUGCUCCUGUGGUUCUGGUUUGGCUGGAUGGAUUCAGUCCAACUCUGGUUGUAAAAGAUCUGCUCAUAGUUUCUGGUGAACGUGUCAUGUUCUUCCAUUCUGUGAUGAUAUGACGUUUUCAGCCACAGGAUAUUUUCCUAAAGCCAUGCAUGUGUGGAGCAAACAGGAGUGAUUAUUUAUCUGUUCAAUAAAGACCAUUAUUAUCA